Messenger RNA from Camellia sinensis, 1430 nucleotides. RefSeq names its product imidazoleglycerol-phosphate dehydratase, chloroplastic. Lineage: Eukaryota; Viridiplantae; Streptophyta; Magnoliopsida; Ericales; Theaceae. Gene Ontology annotation, molecular function: imidazoleglycerol-phosphate dehydratase activity. Gene Ontology annotation, biological process: L-histidine biosynthetic process. The record is from RefSeq and is a predicted model, not a curated record.
GUAAAAAUUUUAAUGGAUAAUUAAGGGGGAAAUUUGCAUUUGAUCAAAAUAAACUGUCAAUUGUUUUGCAUCUCUCCCUCUUUCUCCGAUCCGAUGGAGCUUUCCGUCUCUUCUCAUCUCCUCAACUCUUCUUCUUCUUCGUCUCAGUUACCGAAAACUAGGGUUAGGGUUUCACACAACACUCUCACCCCAUUCGGCUUCCAACAACAACAACAACAACAACCACCACUGUCCUCUACACAUCUCCGCCGCAGCCUCAGUCCAAUGGACGCUCACCGGAGAACAAUCACUCGCGCCUCUAUCGUCCAAGACAAUGGCUCUCCGCCAACGCCCUCACCAAUUAACAUCGGUGCUCGAAUCGGAGAGGUGAAGAGGGUUACGAAAGAGACCAACGUGUCGGUGAGAAUAAACUUGGAUGGUUCGGGUGUCGCUGACAGCAGUACUGGGAUUCCAUUUCUUGAUCAUAUGCUUGAUCAACUUGCUUCACAUGGACUAUUUGACGUGCAUGUGAAGGCUACUGGUGAUAUUCAUAUUGAUGAUCAUCACACGAAUGAAGAUGUUGCCCUUGCCAUUGGAACGGCUUUGCUGCAGGCACUUGGUGACAGAAAAGGAAUUAACCGUUUUGGUGACUUCUCAGCUCCACUUGAUGAAGCACUAACACAUGUGGCACUGGAUUUAUCUGGACGGCCACAUUUAAGUUAUGAUUUACGCAUACCUACCCAGAGAGUUGGAACUUAUGAUACACAGCUGGUGGAGCACUUCUUCCAGUCUUUGGUCAAUACUUCUGGUAUGACACUUCACAUUCGCCAGCUUGCUGGGAAAAAUUCUCACCAUAUAAUUGAGGCAACCUUCAAGGCUUUUGCAAGAGCACUUCGACAAGCAACAGAAUAUGACCUACGUCGUCAUGGGACUGUGCCAAGCUCAAAAGGGGUUCUGUCGCGUACUUGAUACUCUUAGAUCAUCAGACAAAGGUGGAUCAUUAUAACCAGAAGCUAAAAUUAUUCAUCAGAACAGUGCCAUUACGAUACUGCAAAAAUGAAUUAAUGUGAUGCUAUAUAUGCUGUUCUGGUGAUGGAUGUUCAAGGCGUUGAAACUUGGAGGCAGUCAAUGCUCGUGUAUUCAAUUUAUGCACACUUGGAAACAAGAAGUUACGCGUGUCAUUAACAAUAAAACAUUUGUAAAAUUAUGUUAAAUGUGGAGCUCUUCAUUUGCUAGUUGUUUGUUGUUCAGAAACCAAUGACCACUAUGUUAGGACUUGUGAUGUUGCAACAUUUCUUGAAAGCAGUGCAUUUUCUGCAGAUUCCACCAAGUUGUGUUUCUCUUAGAACAAUAGAAAUAACAUAGGUGAACUCAUUUACAUUUUGUUUUGAAUGGUAUACCUUAUCAAAACCUGCAGUUCGAAUCAAUGGAAGCUUAAUUGUGUUUGUGUA